This is a messenger RNA of Microstroma glucosiphilum, 1894 nucleotides long. Its product is annotated as phosphoglycerate mutase-like protein. The coding region runs from base 10 to 1617 and encodes 535 amino acids. Gene Ontology annotation, molecular function: acid phosphatase activity. The record is from RefSeq and is a predicted model, not a curated record. The transcript has 2 exons. Lineage: Eukaryota; Fungi; Basidiomycota; Exobasidiomycetes; Microstromatales; Microstromataceae.
CUUUCCACGAUGAAGUUUGCAACUCCUCUGGUCUUGGCUCUGGCUGCACCCCUGGUAGCAGGCAGCGUGCUGCGAGAGAGACAAGCCUCAUCCUCUUCCUCUUCAGCCACUUCGUCUUCAUCCACUUCAUCCUCAUCCUCCGGCUCUAGCGGCGGUGCCUUCCCCACCGACAUUGGCUACCUCGGUAAAGGCACUGCAGGCCAAGUCCCCUUCCUUGCGGAGAACGACACUCUCCCUGGCUCCCGCGGCAACUCUCCAUACGAGUACCGCUUUAAUGCUACCGAUGCCGAUGCGGAAGAAUUCGACAUUUGGAAGAGUAUGGGAAACUUGUCUCCCUACUACUCUUCGCCUUCUUACCCAGAGACGACUGCUCAUAAGGUCUUGAAUGAUACGUGCAGCGUUAAGCAGGUGCACAUCUUCCAUAGGCACGGCGCUCGUUACCCCACUUCUGGCUCAUCCGAAGGCGCCCCCCUCCUGGGGCAGACGGUGGCCAACUACACUGCUGCAGGCAACUUGACAGCCAAUGGACCCCUUGCUUUCCUCAAGAAGUGGACCUACGGCCUCGGAACAGAGUUGCUUGUCCCUAUCGGAGCCCAGCAGCUAUUUGACUCGGGCGUCUACCACUACCAGCAGUACGGCAAGCUCUUCAACACCUCUCUCCCACACAAGCCCGUGGUGCGAACCCCUUCGCAGAGUCGCAUGCUGAACAGUUCGCGCUACUUCACCUUGGGCUUCUUCGGCUACGAUGCGCCAGAGAAGAUCGACCUCGAGGUCAUCAUCGAGACGGAUGGAUUCAACUCCUCCCUCAGCCCAUACGAUGACUGCCCCUCAGCUGAGGACGUCUACGUUGGGGACGACUAUCUCGCUCCGGUAUGGAGGAAGAUAUACACAAAGAGCGCCAUUGAGAGGCUGCAGCCGCACACCAACAUCCCUCUCACGCCCGACCUCAUCUACGGAGCGCUGUCUGUUUGUCCCUACCAAAGCGCUGCUCUGGGCUACAGUCCUUGGUGCGGCGUCUUCACUCGCGAAGAAUGGGAAGGGUUCGAACUAGAUUUAGAUCUUCAAUUCGCUGGUGACUACGGCUUCCUUUCUCCAACCGGUCGUGCACAAGGAAUCGGCUACGUCCAGGAGCUUCUGGAUCGUCUGAGCAACAGCUCUUUUAGUGGACCUGUGACUACUCAAAACUCCACACUCGACGAGUCCUCGACCUACUUCCCUCUGGACCAACCAAUCUACAUCGAUUUUACCCACGACGACGUAAUCGUCUCUGUCCUCACGGCGCUCAACAUGACGCAAACGGGCGACUAUCUCUCUUCCACUCAUCGCGACCCCAAGCGCAACUUUGUCCUCUCGCGAAUCGCGCCCUUUGCCGGUCGACUCGUCUUUGAAGUCAUUGAAUGCUCAGGAAAACACUACAUCCGCAUCCUCAACAACGAAGCCAUCAUCCCUCUCAAUGAAGACCAGGGGUGCCCUCGUAGAGCUGAUGGAAUGUGUCCCCUGGAAGACUUUAUCAAGCAUCAAAAGGCACAUGCCUACAAGGACUCGAACUUUGAUUAUGUGUGCUUUGGAAACUAUACGACGCCUCAUUCGGGUGUGCGAAAUGGUACGCUGGGAUGAGGAGGUCUAAGAAAGAAGAGGUAUAAGCUGAUAGGUAAGAAAUGGGUUCUGGGCGGAAGUAGCUGAGAGACAGCUACCAAGCUUCAUCGCGUCAGCGUCAUCGUCCGGACUACCAUCCUGAGUGCUGGCCUCGUCCUGUCGAAGCGAAGAGCUCCGACCGCUCGCACACACCCCACCCUAGACUUUCUCUGUAGCCAUAACCGAACCAACAUGGAAUGCAAUAUGAAUACACACUACUCGUCCGCAGCUAGCUAUGCAUGACCCCUCUCGCUUCGCU